Geodia barretti is the source of this 231-nucleotide messenger RNA. The record is from the annotation of a GenBank genome assembly. Lineage: Eukaryota; Metazoa; Porifera; Demospongiae; Tetractinellida; Geodiidae.
AUGCCAAUCUACGAAUACCAUUGCCCAACCUGCAGCAACAAGUUCGAGAAACUUCAGUCCAUGAGCGCUACGGGUGCCGACUGCCCCCAGUGUGAACAGCCGGCCAAGCGAGCCCUGUCGGUAUUUGCCUCCAUCAGCAGCGGCGAGUCCUCCGGCAGUGGCGAGUUCAGCCAGAUGCCGGUUCCGCCCAUGCGUGGUGGCGGUUGCUGUGGCGGCGGCUGUUUCCACUAG